Molecule: messenger RNA, 1344 nt
Organism: Morchella importuna
Lineage: Eukaryota; Fungi; Ascomycota; Pezizomycetes; Pezizales; Morchellaceae
Exons: 6
Coding region: 1-1344 (447 amino acids)
Source: RefSeq, a predicted model, not a curated record
AUGGUUAACUCGCCUAGAGACUACCACCACGUUACAACUGUGGAACGAUCAGACGGUUAUUUCGCGCGUGGUUCGCCGAAAACUUUUCCCCCCGAAAUUCUCGAGGAUCCAGGAGGCCAUUUUGUUCAACGACUAGCACAUGAAUCUGAUGAAGAUUUUCAAUCCAUAUUAGAGGACACACCGAGCCCGCGCACUCCAAGCCCGGAAUCAACCUCAGCGCAGCAGACCUUUUGGGCCGUUUACCGUGACAUCCCGGAGAAAUGGAAACUAAAAUCUACCGAACGUGUGGUAGAGGAUAUCAUCCAUGAUGCCUGCAUGGCUACUGACUCGAAUUUCAUGUCUAAAUCAUCACUUUUGCCAUCCUUCGUUAUCGAUUUGGGGGACGAGGAUGUCAAGCGCCUUUUUCUCCCCCCCGAAUUGGAUGAAAUCAACGCAGCCAUGCCAGGUUUGCCUCCACCGGACGAUGUUCUGUUGGGUUAUCUCGGAGAGUUUGCCAGUGUCAGAUCUGUCGAAGAACUGAGAGCUACACUUCACAAGAACCAUUACAUUCCAGAGGGUGGUACUUUUGACAAUGCGCGCGAUGGCAAUAAGUUCUACGCCUACUUGGCCUUGAACACCAUGCUAAACAUAUAUGCAUCCCCGAAUCGGCCGCUGACCAGUGAUCACUGCGAGGAUUGGUUUACGUCCUCCGUGUGGGCCUCAAUAAUCGAUAAUUACAUAAUGUCGAUCCCAGGUAUUACUCUGGACCGAAAAGAGACCCACCUCCGAGCAACUGGCAUCCGGAAGAACCGUUCCCGAACACGAACUGGCAAGGGAAAUUAUCGUAAAAGUGGUCGGCAUUACGACGGUAUAAUCCAUUCAAUCGGUGAAGGUUGUGUUGAAUACGUGGUGCUUGAGGCUUCAGCGUCUGAAAAGGGGGGUGAGACAUCGACAAAAUACUUGGAUGAUUGGCUCAAGAUUGGGAGGGGGCUACGCGACAUGAUGAACGUCCUGCACCUGCAAGCUAAUCAUAACCCAAAGUUUUUGCCACACCUCCAGGCCAUCGGAAUCAUGAAUUCAGCAUCUACAUUCCAAUAUUCUCGUAUGGUCAGCCCUGUGGGUAACAUCUGCUUGCUCAAACGUGAGGAUGUACUUACUAUUCCUGCUGGACUUAACGGGGGUUUGGGGCAAUUGCUACACAUCAUCACGAGUAUGGUGAAACUACGGAGAACAGUUGAUAUGACGAGGUCAUGGAUUGUUAGCGCUGUGGAGGGCGGGCUUACGCCGGAGGAGUUGGAUAGAGAGUUGAGAGAAGGUUUUAAGUCUUACCCGGCACGAUUGAGUUGGGCAGAUGAGGCAGAUUGA